Fusarium keratoplasticum is the source of this 2385-nucleotide messenger RNA. Its product is annotated as Chitinase. The record is from RefSeq and is a predicted model, not a curated record. Gene Ontology annotation, biological process: carbohydrate metabolic process. The transcript is spliced from 7 exons. Gene Ontology annotation, molecular function: hydrolase activity, hydrolyzing O-glycosyl compounds; chitin binding. NCBI's taxonomy places the organism in Eukaryota, Fungi, Ascomycota, Sordariomycetes, Hypocreales, Nectriaceae. Bases 1 to 2385 code for a protein of 794 amino acids.
AUGUCAGAGUACUUGCGAUUUCAAGCUCGAAUGCGACAAGAACAAUCCGUGCAAGGGCAAUGCAUGCUGUUCCAAGCAUGGUCACUGUGGACUAGGUCCAGACUCAAGGAUAACUGUGUUGCUGGGUGCGAGGCAAAGGAAGAGUGUGAUCCUGGUGGCUUCGGGGCCAACUUUGCCAACCAUACCAAGUGCCCACUCAACGUCUGUUGUUCCAAGCAUGGCUACUGUGGGACGACCAAGGAGUUCUGCGGCAAGAACACUGUGAACCGCCCAUCUUGCUCCUCCAAGAGUAGCCCGAUGAGACGAGUAGUGGGUUACAUCGAAGGAUGGGCUUCUACUAGACCCUGCGACAGCUUCAGGCCCUCAGAUAUCCCAGAUGGCGUCUACACUCACAUCAAUUUUGCAUUCGCAAGCAUCGACCCAAAGUCCUUUGAAAUCGUCCCAGCAUCUAGCAACGACCCGGCGCUUUACCGCGAGUUGACACUCAAGAAGAGGAUAGAUCCCCACUUGAAGGUUUUCAUCGCCAUUGGCGGCUGGGCCUUCAAUGACCCAGGCCCUACCGUCACAACCUUUUCCGACAUUGCUCGGUCCGAGGCCAACCAGAGGACCUUUAUAAAGUCUCUUAUAUCGUUCAUGGCCACUUAUGGCUUUGACGGUGUUGACAUUGACUGGGAGUAUCCAGCUGCCGAUGAUCGUGAAGGACGAGAAGAGGAUUACGACAAUCUCCCCAAGUUCUUGAGCAACAUCAAGAGCGCGUUGAAGCAAAGCGGCGAGAGAAACAGCCUCAGCAUCGCUAUCCCUGCUUCGUAUUGGUACCUUCAGCACUUUGAUCUCGCCAAGAUUUCCAAGCAUGUUGACUACUUCAAUGUCAUGACAUAUGAUUUCCACGGUUCUUGGGACACUCCCAAGUCAUGGCUCGGCAACCAUCUCAAAUCUCACACCAAUUUGACCGAGAUCAAGGAUGCUUUUGAUCUGCUGUGGCGGAACAAGAUCGAUCCUGAUCAAGUCAACAUGGGACUCGCAUUCUAUGCACGUACCUUCUCCGUCUCCAACCCUGGCUGCAUGUCUCCUGGCUGUCUGUUUGAUGCCGGCGGCCCUGCAGAGCGCUGCACCGACGCCGUUGGUGUCAUGUCCAACCCUGAGAUCAUGCGCAAGUUGGGGGGCAAGAUGGGUCAGGGCGAGCUGGACAAGGCUGCUGCCGUCAAGACUCUCAAGUUUGGCCGUACGUGGCUGACCUACGACGAUGUUGAUACCUGGAAGCUCAAGCUGGACUUUGCUCGCAGUCAGUGUCUUGGUGGCGCUAUGGUCUGGGCCAUCAGCCAGGAUACUUCUGAGGGCAAGUUCUCAAAGCAAUUGCAGGUUGCUACAGGCUACAAGUCUCGUGCUGUGACAACUUUCAACAGCAGCGUUUCUCUUGGUGGUGGUGUCUUUAAGGAAACCACCGAAAACGAGGCCAAUGGUGACGUUGGCAACGCUCAGUGCCGAUGGACCAACUGCGCACAAACAAUGGGAAGUGCAGCCCUGGUUGCCCAGACAGCAAUAUCUGAGCAUAUUCUGGAACUUCAAGCGUUUCGCAACUUUAUGGAAUUCACAAUGAAUGUCAAAGUCUCAAUAAAAGAACGCACAACACCAUCUGGUAUUCAGAUCAAAGCACUCUUCAACCCUGCGGACAAGGAUCAAUUGGCAAGUUGUUCCAUGUGGAAAACCGAGUUUCUCAAAGGCUUUCCAGAGUGGACAAAAGAUGGCAACACUGAGAUGCCAAAGAAACAACUGUGUUCACUACUUGGCUCAAAGGGUCACUCAUCUCACAUGGUGAAUUGCGGAGCCAAGCUCAACAGCAUGAAAGCCAGAUUUUGGCAGUUCAGCGACCCCAUGGCAGUGGGCAAAUGGCAGACCUUCUGCUCUCGGGCGGAAGAAAAUCACAUUAAAAGAGCGUUUUCAGAAUUCAAGUUGAUUGCCGUUGUCUGGAAUUACCUUAACCGCCCAGAUAUAAAGGAUAAGCUCGUUGCCACCCAUAAAGAGAUUGCAGAAUGGCUGGUUAAUUUAGAGAAACUCUACCGAAAGCAAUAUCCUAAGACUGAGAAGGUGAAUCUCGGCGAGAUUCAGUGGCGUGAUUUCAUGACGGCAUAUUUCAAUCAGAUGGUUGCCUUCAGCAAGGACUGGACGGACCUGCGCAUCGGUAAUCUUCGAGAUGCGUGGACUGCUCGUCUUAACCAGUUGAACGUGCAAUACCAGCAAGCCGUAGCCGCAAGCGGUACGCAACUUGCGGCUCAGAUUCAAAGCCAAAGGGUUGCGGCAUUGGAGGCUUUGGAUGGUAUCACCACGUGGGAGACCAAGUUCGAAUUGCAAACCAAGUUUGAUUCCGAGCUUUUUCAGCGAGAGUAA